Molecule: messenger RNA, 5433 nt
Organism: Camponotus floridanus (Florida carpenter ant)
Lineage: Eukaryota; Metazoa; Arthropoda; Insecta; Hymenoptera; Formicidae
Gene: fz2
Product: frizzled-2
Exons: 2
Coding region: 981-3293 (770 amino acids)
Biological process (GO): non-canonical Wnt signaling pathway; canonical Wnt signaling pathway
Cellular component (GO): plasma membrane
Molecular function (GO): Wnt-protein binding; Wnt receptor activity
Source: RefSeq, a predicted model, not a curated record
GUCGCGUUGUCGGACGAUCGCGAGUGGUGGCACGCACGCGCUCGCGAUCGAACGCGCCGAAUCGGUGAAAAAUUCGCGGCGACGAGCGAAGAGAUGGAACGUCGGCGUCAAACGGGAGAGAAGAGUUUGGAAAGUGCGAGGGCACACGCAGGACGCGCGCAGCUGACGCGCGAGGAGCGUCGAUAAAAGCCAAGCGUCGCCGUGCGUCACGUGCAUUUAUCACGAAACCGUCAAUCGACACGUGGGGAAAACGAAGGCGCGUAUGUGCGCGCGAAAAAAUCACACGUAAACCACGAUUCCUCGAAAUCAUCGCACGAUGGCUCGUCUCAUUUUCUGUCACUGCGAGAUAAAUCUUGCAAGAUAAUCGGCGCGACGAUAGGAACGACGAGAGUAAACUUCGUGCUCGAAAACGCGAAGAGAGGAUAAACCGACUGCUCCAUUUUUUCUUUUAUCGUUCUGGACUUGGAACAAAGAUAAAUCUAGUCGCGUGGGCAGCUGCUCGUCGAAGUUAUAUGACUUGAACCGGUGGCAAGUGAUCCGAAAGUGCCGGGAGAGCGAUUUACUGCGAAGGAGCGACUAAGACGAAUCGAAGGUGACAGCCCGAGGGCUUGGAUUCAGUUGAGAGGAAAAUCGCAUCGGUGUCACCCGGACCGUGACAUCGAGGACAUCGUGGAGAACAUCGCCGACUGCGCAACGCAAAGAUCGAGAAGUCGAGAAAAAGAAAGAGAGAGAAGAAAGAAAAAGAGAAGACGACCAAAAAAAUCAUUCGCAUGAUUGCUCAACGCAUCAAUAUGACAUCAGUGAACUGAAUAGUGAGCGAAAUAAUCGUUGCGUGAUAACUGAAGGUUACAUCGAUACUUUAUCAGUGGACAGUUUGUAAGGAAAGAAAAUAUCAUUCGAGAAUCGCACGUCCAAGGAGUCCAUCUGUAUAAUCUAAUCAGCAUUGGCUGUCAGGCGGCAGUUAUGCGAGCUAUGCAACCAUGAACCAUAUGUCCUUGAACACGAGACCCGCGCGACGGACGAAGCUGUUUCCCGCACGAACUAUGACGAGCCUCUUGACGUUGCUCCUCUUCUUGACGUUGUCGAACGUACAAUCGGAAUCGGCGAUGAAUCCAAUGGGUAGCAUCGUCGGAUCGGGAUCAGCAAUCUCGUCGUCCUCGUCCUCAUCCGGCGGAUCCUCGUCCUCCUCAUCAUCAGUGAUCGGCGUGGUGUCCGAUGGCUCCGGUUCCGGUGGCAACGGGGUAAGCGGAAACAGCGGUAACGGCAUAAUUGGCGGCGUCAGUGGGGGCGGUAUAAAUAGCGGCGGCGGGGGACAUUCCGGUAUAGGGGGUGGCAACAACGGGAACGGUAGAUGCGAGGAGAUUACGAUUCCCAUGUGUCGUAACAUCGGUUACAAUCUCACCGCUAUGCCGAAUGAACUGAAUCAUGACACCCAGGAGGAAGCUGGUCUCGAGGUGCAUCAAUUCUGGCCGCUCGUGGAGAUCAAGUGUUCGCCGGAUCUCAAGUUCUUCCUGUGUUCCAUGUACACGCCGAUCUGCUUGCCGGAAUAUACGAAACCGCUGCCAGCCUGUCGCAGUGUGUGCGAGAGAGCUCGUGCGGGUUGCGCGCCUCUUAUGCAACAAUACGGCUUCUCGUGGCCGGAGCGAAUGGCAUGCGAGCGUCUGCCGAAUCACGGCGAGGAUCCGGAAAAUUUAUGCAUGGAGCAGGACAAUCGCACUAGCAGCAGCACCGGACCUAGCGGUGGUAACGGCGGUAUGGUAAGCGGCGGUGUCCCGGGUCCGCCAGGUCCACCGGCGCGGCCCACGAGGCCCAGCAAAACUACGCAACCGGCUCGCUGCAAGCCGGGCAAGAAUCAAAAAAACUGCCAACAUCCCCCAGGGGAGAGGACGAGGGAUUGCGCGUGCAGAUGCAGAGCGCCCCUCGUGCCUCUGGGGGCGGGUGGCGUGAUACCGGGACCGAUAAGCCCCGUCAGCGGCACCGUAAUCGGCACCGGGGUCAACACGGGAGCUGGAUUAACCGGCAUGGCCGUAAGUGGGGUAAUUCCAGCUCCAGCGCCACCGUCGAUGGGGGGCAUCGGUCGAAGCAUCAUCCAGGAGAUCGCGGGGGUGCCGGAUUGUGCCCUCCCGUGUCGCGGCGCGUUUCUCAACAACGAAGAACGCGAGUUCGCGGCAAUCUGGCUGGCGUUGUGGAGCGGCCUGUGCGCCGCCAGCACUCUCGUAACCGUCACCACGUUUCUGAUCGACACCCAGCGUUUCAAGUAUCCUGAGCGACCGAUCGUCUUUCUAUCGGCCUGUUACUUCGUCGUGUCCGUGGGUUAUCUGUCGCGCAGCAUUUUCGGCCACGAAGAAAUCGCCUGCGACGGUCCGGCGUUGAAAUCGGGCGCGCAGGGCCCGGGCACGUGCGUCACCGUUUUCCUGAUGAUCUACUUCUUCGGCAUGGCUUCCUCCGUAUGGUGGGUAAUCUUGGCGUUUACGUGGUUCCUCGCCGCCGGCUUGAAAUGGGGCAACGAGGCCAUAGCUUCGUACUCGCAGUACUUUCAUCUAGUGGCAUGGCUGGCGCCGACCGUGCAAACAGUCUGGGCGUAUGUCGCGGGUGGCGUCGCCGGUGACCCGGUGGCCGGAGUUUGCACGGUCGCUCCCGAAGGAGUGCGCAACUUUAUCCUAGCGCCUCUAUUCGUCUACCUUCUGCUGGGCACGAGCUUCCUACUGGCCGGUUUUGUGAGUCUCUUUCGAAUUCGAUCCGUGAUAAAACGCCAGCCGGGCGCCAAGGCCGACAAGCUCGAGAAGCUUAUGAUACGAAUCGGCGUGUUCAGCGUUCUCUACACCUUACCAGCCGGCGCGGUAUUAGCUUGUCACAUCUACGAAUCAUCCCUCCGGGACGAGUGGCUCAGCUCGCUGGCAUGUCCUUGUCGACCGCGCGCGAGACCGCUGUAUUCCAUCCUGAUGCUAAAGUACUUCAUGGCUCUCGCGGUUGGCAGCACCUCGGGCGUCUGGAUCUGGAGUGGCAAAACGGUCGACUCUUGGAAGCGGCUAUGGAGGCGUUUGUUCGGCGGAAAUCGCGGUCCGGGCGGUCAUAUGGGCGCGGGCGGCGGCAUGGUGGCUGGCGUGACCGGCAUGAGCAGCGGCAUCGGCAGUGUCGGCAUCAAGGGCGUCAUGGGUCGCAGCAUCGCGGUGCCGUAUCAGACGGCGCCUGGUCCGGGCAGCGCUCUGCUACCACCGGGAAGCGUCGCCAGCGCGUCCCAGCAUCACCUGCAUCAUCACGUACUCAAGCAGCCGCCUCUCUCACACGUAUGACGUCACCAGUCGGCGGGAGGCGACAUGAACACCGCUGGAUGCGGCGAGCAGCAGUUACAGCAGGAGAGACCUUCCGCCCUCAGCAACUACGGGCCCAUCUAGCCCUUCGCCUCGGCCUCGCGCAGGCACAACGCGACGCCGCACACGGCGCCGCAUACGGCGCCGCACACACCCCAUUCGGCGGCGACCAUCUACUCCAGGAGAUCGCUCGCGUCCACGACGGGGCCGCUGACGCCGGCGCACGGGAUCGCGCCCUCCUACACGCAGGCCACCGAGGUGUGAAGGAAGAUACACGUGCGGAGACGCACGUGGAGUUUGAACGACGAGCGGCUGCGGUGCUUCUCGAUUACCGAUAUACGUAUUUAGCCUGUACAUGUCUUCUCCCGCGGGAAUCUCGAGGAAUCCUCUCUUCAGCUUGGACCAUCGAUUUCUUCAGUGUCUUCAUCCUGUUGAUUGAUGCGAGGAAAUUAUACCUUGCGAAAAUAGCUUGGAAAAGAAGGAAUUUCGGUGAGUGAUUGAAUAGGUAGAACGACAUCUUUCUUUUUACAUCGUCGAUGGGGAGGAUCGCUCGAGUGCCGCGGUAUAGUGAGAUUUGUGAUUUAGAAGAAAAACUCAGUGACACGCGAGAACGUAUACGCGUGCGCACGAUAGCAAUGAACGUGGUGUCAAUAGAUUGAUCUGUCUUUAUCCGUAUCUAUCUAUCUCUCUUUAAUCUUUCUUACAUUCUUCUCGUAAAAAGCGGUGCUCGUAAAGUCCGCUAAUGUGUCCGUCUAACGUGUAUCUCGUCUCGUCUAUUUAUCUAAUCUAGCCAUAAAAAGCCAUGUCGGGAAUGUACACACAUGCGAUGCAACGCGGAAAACGGCAGCCUGCUCUUUUUUCUCUCGUUCCUGAAGGGAGGAAACUGCUCUUUCCUCGAUGUCACGUAUGCUAAAUCCAUUUUCAUAUUAAUUCUUCGUUCACUCCUCGCAAUCGAAAGGAGUUGCGAAACUUUGAAAGUAUUUCCGAUGAUAGCAAGCUGCCGCUGUUCGCGAUAAACGCGCGAUGAUGGGCAAAAGCGAGUGUACAGGACAGACGUUAGAGUAAGUGGGAUGGACUACUGUAAAUAUUGUUCGUAGAUGUUAAUUGAUGCUGUAAAUAAAACGGUCGCCAGGUAUGUUGUAGGGUGUUGACGCGAGGACGAUCGUGCUCGUGGCAAGCGUUACACAUUGUAUCUUUCUGCAAGCCCUUAUUAGCCAAAAGUUGCCGCACUUUAUGUAACCAGACAAGUUCGCUUUAUAAUUGAGACGCUUUAUGCAAGUUGUCAAGCUAAACUGGACUCCGUCGCUUUUGCCAACUUUUCUCAGACAAAGACAGAUCACAUUCAAUCACUCUCUCUUUUAUACUUAAAAAAAUCUUAUUUUAAUCAAAUAAACUUCUUUUGUUUCAAUUUAAUUAGAGUUUAUUAAUCAUCAAGUUUCUUCAAACUUGAGCUCAAACUGUUAAGAACUGAUAAAUCAUCGAUCUAAUUUUUGUUGAGAAAAGCUUGAGGAAAGUUGAUGAAAUUUGGCAUAAAUGUCAUUUUGUUGAAUACUUUUAUUCGAUUAGUAUGUAACUAUACUAUUAUCAAAUUAUAUGUAUAAAGUUAUAUUUUGAGUUUACUAUAAGAAUAAUUUAAUUUUAAUUUGUAUAACACGAUUCAAAUUAAUCGAUAUUUUUGAGAUCUGCUUCCGCAAUACUAGUAGACCGAUCAAGCGCCAUUAUAUAUGCCACGAGGGUACGAUCGUCGUGAAAACUAGGUCCACAGUACGCAUUUACAAAAAUGUGUAAUACAUAUAUAAGUAUACAUAAUAUAGGUCUGCCUCGCGAAGAUCAUACAAUAUAAUUUAACACAUCGAUGUACUAGAUCGAACUUUUUUUAUAUCGUAAAGUAAGAGCAUGUCCCGGAUUCUUAUCCCGUUCACCUACACCAAGUUAUGAUCUUCAUAGGAAACCUACGAUACGGAGAAAAAAAGAGAGGUGCGGCGUUUUUUUAUUCUUACUACACACUUCGUGCGGUGAUCGGCUCCUUUAUGCACGUGUCGCGAAGGAUGAACGAUAGGCGAUGGCGAAAUAAAGAGAUGGUGGUUUACGAAGGGAGGACGGUUUACGAAGAAGCGCGAAA